Molecule: messenger RNA, 7596 nt
Organism: Periophthalmus magnuspinnatus
Lineage: Eukaryota; Metazoa; Chordata; Actinopteri; Gobiiformes; Gobiidae
Product: spectrin beta chain, non-erythrocytic 4-like
Exons: 20
Coding region: 614-5128 (1504 amino acids)
Biological process (GO): actin cytoskeleton organization
Cellular component (GO): cell junction; plasma membrane; cortical actin cytoskeleton
Molecular function (GO): phospholipid binding; actin filament binding
Source: RefSeq, a predicted model, not a curated record
CACCGCUGAGCUGUUCGGGGACACGGGGAAGGGGAGUUGAGGAGAGCAAAUAGUGUACCAUCUCCCAGCAUCCCGCGCUGCAUCUUUGGAACAUGGGAACAAUGCAUUUGAGGAGAGGAUAGCUUAUGUUAUCCGGCCUUCACUGCACUGCCUCUGCAUCCUGGGCGCCCUGCUCCUCCCACUCCAACUCUUCCUCCUCCUCCUGUCUACGGCAUCAUUAGACUGGACUACAGAUUGACCUGGGCUGGCUAGUACUGGACGGUCCUGAUCGCCCUGGCUCGAACAUUCUUCGUGGCUAUGCUACAUUGCCACCGUUCCUAAUGGAUGGAUUGUAAUUGACAUUUGGUGCUAGAAGAUAACCCACAACCCACUGGGCAUCUUGGAUUCUAGUGUCAUUCUUUAGCGGUGUUGUCAUUGGUGCAUUUCCUCUAUUUGGCUGCUUGUUUUUUGCCUUCUCCCAGACUGGCUAGCAGGCACUGCAGCAUCAGGACCGCAAGACCCAUGAAGCGGUAGGGCAUGAGGACCCAGGGGCGACUCAGUGGAAGGGCUUGAGUUCUUCCAUUGCUACCACUGCUGUUGAGCUGAGUGAGUGGGACAGCAGGAGCAGGAGAAGAUGCUUAUGGCCCGAGACACGGCGCGGGAUGAGGCCCAGAAGCUGCACAGGAAGUGGCUGAAGCACCAGGCCUUCAUGGCAGAGCUGGCCCGCAACAAGGAAUGGCUGGCCAAGAUAGAACAGGAGGGCCAGGAGUUGAUCCAGGAGAAGCCUGAGCUGCGCUCUGUGGUGCAGCAGAAGCUGGAGGAGAUCAGAGAGUGCUGGUCUGAUCUGGAGAACACCACAAAGGCCAAAGCUCGGCAGCUGUUUGAGAACAACAAACCUGAGCCAGCCGUCAAGAGCUACUCAGACCUGGACAGUCAGCUCUCCCACCUGGAGCAGCAGCCUCCUCAGCUGGAGCAGGCCCACCACCUGCCCACCUUCAACCAGCAGCUGCAGAAGUUCCAGGCAAUGGAGUCUCAGAUUGGGGACUUUUAUAAAGACGUGGGGGACCUGGGGGCUUUACAGGGCAUGUGCCUCCCUCAGAGAGGCCUGAUGUCAGCUGAACAGGAGGGAGCAGAGCCUCUCCAGCCCGGGAUGGUCGAGACGCGCAUUGUCCGCCUCAUCGAACCCCUGAAGGAGCGCCGCCGCAUCCUGCUGGCCUCAAAGGAGAUGCAUCAAGUCGCACAGGACCUAGAAGAUGAGAUACUGUGGAUUCAAGAGAGGCUUCCUUUGGCAUCAUCUAAAGAUUUUGGAAACAACCUGCAGAGUGUCCAGCAGCUUGUAAAGAAACACCAGACCCUCCAGAGGGAGCUCACGGGGCGGCGUGCACGGGUUGAGGAGGUGCUAGACCGUGCGGGCAUCAUUGCCUCGCUCCGGACCCCGGAGGUAGAGUUUGUGCGUGAGGGGGCGGGGCAUGUGCGGCAGCUGUGGGAGGUGCUGCAGCUGGAGACAGAGAGGAGGGCUGUGCUCCUGGAUGCUACCCUCCAGGCUCAGCAGUAUUACACUGAGGCUGCCAAAGUGGAGUCCUGGCUCUCUGAGCAGAAACUGCAACUGGCCAAUGAGGAGAAGGGCACGGAUGAAGCCAGCACGCUGCAGCUGUUGAAGGCUCAUCUGGCUCUGGAGCAGACAGUGGAGACAUAUGCAGAGACAGUGGGCAUGCUCUCCCAGCAGUGCCAGUGCCUCUUGGGGCUGGGACAUCCUGACAGUGAGCAGAUCACCAAACAACAGUCCCACAUAGACCGCCUGUACGUGUCUCUAAAGGACAUGGUAGAACACAGGAAGACCAGGCUGGAGCAGCAGUACUGGCUCUAUCAGCUCAAUAAGGAAGUGGAGGAGCUGGAGAAGUGGAUCACAGAACGGGAGACGGUCGCCAGCUCUACAGAUCUUGGCAAUGAUCUAGAAGAAGUCACAGUCCUUCAGGAGAAAUUUACCAAAUUUGCCACAGAAACCAACAGUAUCGGGCAGCAGCGGUUGGAGCAGGUGAACAAAAUGGUGAAUGAGAUGAUUGACUGUGGACACUCGGACGCAGCCACCAUUGCUGAAUGGAAGGACGGUCUAAAUGAGUCCUGGGCCGACCUCCUGGAGUUGAUGGAGACCCGCAGACAGAUGCUCGCUGCCUCACACCAACUACACAAGUUCUUCACCGACUGCAAAGAGAUUUUGGCUCAGAUCAUGGGGAAGAUGAAGCAGCUGCCAGAGGUGAGGGCGUGCCAAGCCAAUAUCACCAACCCAGCCACCCUGCAGAGACUCAUGCACUCUUUUGAGCACGCCCUUCAACUCUUAGUUGCACAGGUGAGACAGAUGCAGGAGAACGCAGCCCAGCUCCGGACUAUCUACGCCGGGGAGAAGGCGGAGGCCAUCAUGGUCAAAGAGCAGCAGAUUAUGGAAGCCUGGAGAGAACUGCUGAGCUCAUGUGAGGCCAGUCGGGUCCAGGUCACCUCCGUCACAGAUAAAGUCCAGUUCUUCUCUCUGGUCCGGGAGCACCUCAUGUGGAUGGAGGGCGUCAUGGGACAGAUCAUGUGGGAUGAGCCCAGAGAUCAAAUAUCUUUGGAGCUAAUGAUGAGACAACACCAGGAACAAAAAGCCAAAAUAGAAAACCGUACCAAGACCAUACAGCAGUGUGCAGAUCUGGGCAAAAUCCUUAUCGCUGCAGGCAAUCCAGCAUCUGAGGAGAUAAAGGAGAAGCUGGACAGUCUUCUGGCAAAACAAAAUGCUCUGAAUGAGAAGUGGGAAAAACACCAAGAAAGAUUGCUAUGCAAGCAGGAGCACUUCCAGUUUGCGCAGGAGACAGUGAAGGCGGAGGCAUGGCUAAAGGCCAAAGAGCCACUGAUCACAUCCCGGGAGGAGGAGGGGGGGCAGGCCCAAGCCCAGACAGAUGAGGUGGAGCAGCUCAUCCUCCGUCAUGAAGCCUUCCGCAAGGCUGCUGUAACCUGGAAAGAGCGCUUCAGCUCCCUCCGCCAGCUUUCUGCAGCUGAAAAGAAAAAGGAAGAGGAGAAGAAGAUGCCCCUGUCCAGCCGUAGAAUGUUCCCCUUGUCCUGCCUGACUCCUGGUGCUUCCUGUUCUUCUACCUCUCCUUUCCUGAGGCAGACGAUACAGGCACACAUUGAGCCCAAACCUUUACAGAGCGCUCUGGAGCUGGGAGCCACCCCUGCAUCCCAGAGACUGUCCGCAGCCCUGAGUGGCUACAAUCCAGUCCUGAAUGGAUCUGGCUUCCAUUCAAUCGACCAGCAGGGAAGCACCAAGAUCAGCAGCUCCUCGUAUCUGGGAAUGAACCACCUCACUCCUGCCCCCGGGGUGGACACGGGUCUGUCUGCACUGGUCUCUCAGAGUGUAGCCACUGAUGCGUCGUCUUAUCUUGGAGCAAACCAUCAAACGGGGGCCAUCGGGGAGACCUCUGGAUACUUUGGACUGACCGCUGUUGGUGGGUCUAGUCACGCCAUCCAGAACCAUUUAAGCAGUGGUAGGCUGGGCAGCUCGGGAAAUCUGGCCCAGCCUCCAGGAGGUGGAGGACUGUCCAGUCCAGGCUUCCUCUCUCAGCCACAGAGCAUGGGCAGUUCUGGAUAUCUGGCACAAACACAAAACAUAGGAGGUUCUGGAUACGUGGCUCAACAGCCCAAUUUAGGGAGUUCGGGAUUCUUGGCACAACAGUCUCAUUUAGGGAGUUCUGGAUUCUUAGCACAGAAUUAUCAGGGCAGUGGGAGCUUGGGCAGCUCAGGCUUUCUGGCACAAAAUCACUACAGCAGUGGCAGUUUGGGCAGUUCAGGUUACCUGGCCCAGAGCGGGGGCAUCAUGGACCCUAAAAUGGCCUACGCCUGGCAGCACCUGAAGGCUGAUUUCAUGCAGCCCCGAAUUAACCACAUACACAAGGCAGUGAACCCACUCCUGGAGGCCAGUCGGAUCCAGCGUGAGCAGUAUGGAGACAUCCCUAUGGCCGACAUGGGCCCAGAGUCUGGGCUGGAGUUGUUACAUGGCCGUCUUCAGAGGGACCCCCGCGGCAGCCGGUCAGACCCCCAGAUGGACCAUCUGCGGCGGGAGAGAGAGUACAAGCUGGGCCGUCAGACCUCCAGUGAGCAGGAGAUCCAAGCCAGGCUUAACGAACUGCCCAUGAUAGUGCGACAGGAGCGCUACCGCAGACGAUUAGAGAGGCAGUCAUCCAGUGAACAAGAGGGGAGCGGCAAGCAGCGGAUACCCAGGCAAGACUCCAGCGACCUCGAGGGAUCGGGGAAGGAGGGGUCCGAUAGGCGCUCAGGAGAGAAGAGAUCCACCAUGGCAGAGAUCGUGGAGCAGGUUCAGGAGCGAGAAGCUGCACAUGCACGAGGGGAGCCUUACCGGCCUCCCAGCAGCCUUUCUGCUCCUGUCACCAGGUUUGACGGACGUCCAAGAGCCAGAGACCGGCCUAAACCCAGGAGAAGGCCCCGCCCAAAAGAACCAGAGGAGCCAAGGCGGUCCCGCUCUGCUCCAGCCACUGGUGCACCCACUACACCUCAGCCCCCCUCUCACACUGCCCAAAAUGAAGGCUUCCUCUACCGCAAGAAAGCCACCACCGCUGAGCUGGAGGCUACACAGAGAAGCCCCAACAGUAAGACCUGGGUGAAUGUCUACUGUGUGCUGAAAGAUGGGAAGUUGAACUUCUACAAAGAUGCAAGAAAUCACAAUACAACUUACAAUGGAGAGCCAUCUGUGGACAUGUGCAACUGCACCUUUGACCCGUCCAUGGGAUACAAGAAGAAGAAGAACGUCUUCAUUGUGCAAGUGAACGAUGGAAAUAACUUCAUUUUCCAUGCGAAAGAUGAGGAGGACCUAAAAGCCUGGACAUCUAACAUCACCGCCGCUAUAACAGAGCAUGAGUCCAUGGCUAAGUGGGACCAGCCUGGUACUUCUGGCCUAGAGGCAGAUCGCUCGGAGCGAAAGGAGAAAUCGGAGGGUGAUGCUGACGCCCGCUCUGAGCGCUCAGAACUGGUGGAGGGAGAGGAGCGCUCUGAGAAGGAGAGGUCAGAGAAAGGAGACGGCUCGGAGAAGCUAGAUACAUCAGAAAUUGCAGAUAAAUUUGAGGGUGGGGCUGGGGGCUCCAGCACCUCUGGAAAGAGCAAAUGAGGAGUCCGUGUGACUUCACUGACUAAAGGUGUAGAGCAUCGGGUGGAUUCACAGAAGGAUGUUGAGAUGGACGGGGAGCAUGCGCAGCUAGGUUUUCAGAGCCUCAGUGACUCUGGAACACACUGAGGCCAUUGGACUGACUCAACUGUGACAGACUGAUCUCAGCCCCUCCCCUUCACCAAGGCAAUACAGGAGCGCCACCUGCUGGUAGAGAGGAGGUGGGCCGAGACACACAGUCAGACUCCAACAUUUGUUCCAGGAAUUAGUCACUGUCACGUCUCAUUGUUGAUAGUUUAAUCUCUUGGAUUCACAGCAUUUUUCUGUAUGUAUCUUUGACUGAAAAUGUAAUGCUCUGUCUAUCUAGACAACUUGAGAAGUGGUGAAUGACAUUUCACAAUAUUUAAAAAAAAAACGUUUUUUGAAGCAAUAUACUUUUUUAUUUAUUCUCUUUGUUAAGAGUGAGAAAAUGGGAAGGAAACAAGAACUACUUGCAAAUGUAAACUGAUUCGUCACACCCACGCAAGCAGUGGGGCACCUUAAACACAGACCUGUGUAAAGUAAACAUGUAAUCCCAUUGCACCACUAGCUUUGAGUGAUGUUAAUAUAACGGAAUGCUGGUGUAACUCUCUGAGCUCAUCAUGUCAGUAAAUAGUCAUGGCCACUAUUCACUUUCAGUUCUAUUACUAUCAUCAAGAUCUUUAUAGUUCUUAUUUUCCUAAUGUCAGGUGAAGAGUCUCCAUCAAAUUCAAAUUCAAUACAUGAGGUGUGAAGUGACAAUGUUCAAAGUAACAGUACGCUUACGUAACACAAAGCCUUUGUACACAUGAUGAAAACCCAAGCAUUGCAUGAAAUAGUUUAUUAGUGCUCCCGUUUAACUUGCUUUUUUUUUACGUUAUUGAAACCAUUUGGGCAGAACAGAGCUUGAACUGCAAUAAUUGAAUGUGAGGCGGAGAGUGUGUUGCGCUGUUUGCAGUCACUGGUAAGAAGAGUGGGAUGUAUGGUCAGACCAGAGAAAAAUCUUUGAUCUGUGACUUCUCGGCCAAAGUGGCCGCCUUAUUGUUUGUAAUGUCAACUUUUAUUCACAGAAUGUAAAGAGUUCAGCUGUGAAACCUUGAACCGCGGCUGAUGCAGUGGUGCCGAAAAUGUUAAAACACUAAACAACAUAGAAUGGACCACUCUGUGUUUGAAUCCAAACAUUCAGCAGAUCGACAAACUCUCCAUGAAAGACUAGUUUAAGUGUCAUAAAUUGUAUAUACUUAUCUUUGUAUUUAUACCAAUAAAUCCUGUGCUCUAAUAAAACAAUACUCUGAAAUGAAAUGGAUACAAUUUAACAUUUGUAUUAAUCUACAAAACUCAAAAGAAACAAUCACUCUAAUCUAAUGUUUAUCACAUAAAAUAUGCAAAUUAGGAUUAUGAAAUUAUACAGUGUAUAUAAGUACACAAUUAUUACAUUGUAUGAAACAUUUUACCAGGAAGACCAGCAGGCCAUACUGUACUGUAGGUAUGCUUGUUCUAUUUUUAUAUGUCUAUAUGUAAUAACAUCAGGUCUGUCCAAUCCAGGAGUUUCCCUGUAGCCCCAAUAAGAUCUCUAUUAGUCAGUGUGUGUCUGUGACAACAUAGAUGUAUGUUACAAUAGUACAUGUCCUCCUAUACAAAGAAACAUAACCAAAUGUUUUGAGGACUUCUGAGUCUAGACAACUGUCUGCACAGGUGAAACAGCAUUUUUAUUUGGCGUAAAAAUUAUCUAAUUUCUGCAAAAUGGUGCCAUUCUUUUAAAAGACAGAAUUCCAGCUGAGAACGUGGCAAACCUCUUCUGAUUGUAAUGUCUUUUGUGUUCAGUUUUCCAAGUGAAUGAUCAGUCUCAUACUUGUUUACAGUCUUCCUCUCUUAAAACACCAAAAGUACUUUGUGGACGUGAGAGUGCAAUGGAUGCUGCAGUGUUGAACUCACUGUCAUGAAGAGUGUUCUGAUUCUGCCUGCAUUAAUGCUGUCUUAUUUCAAAUCUAAAUAAGCUAUGUUUUAAUGGAAAUGUUUUACUUUAUUGCAUUCAUUUUUAACAUAAGUGCCAUGUUGUGCAGUCUGCAAAAGUCUGAACGUUUGGGAGAGAGAGCUGCAGGUUUAUUGACAGUGGGACUAAUUUGAGUAAACCAAUCAAUACAUUUGUCACUGCAAUACAUCUUUUUACCAUAAGAGCUUAAGUAUUUUCAUGUGGCUGUGAUUGUUCCUACUCAUUGCUCAUGGCAGAUAUUUAGCCUGCACCACUGUGUGUGUUUGAACUGUUUGCUUCUCAUCACUUUUUCUGAGACACACAGGGCAAUUUCAACUAUGUUAUAAUGAACAUAGUUAUAACCAACGUAAAUAAGAAGAGUAAACCGUGACCGAAGAAAAAAUAUUGUGAAACCUUUGUUUCCUUCAUUGAUUAUCUUACAGUGUGUAUGUCUUUGUUACUUUACAACUUGCUGCUAUGA